AUGCGGGGCCAACGGAGUCUGCUCUUGGGCCCAGCCCGCCUCUGCCUGCUUCUCCUUCUGCUCCUGGGUUACAGGCGUCACUGCCCACCUCUGCUCCGGGGCCUGGUACAGCGCUGGCCUUAUGGAAAGGUUUGCCUGCGCUCCCUGCUCUACAACUCCUUUGGAGGCAGUGACACUGCUGUUGACGCUGCCUUUGAGCCUAUCUACUGGCUGGUGGACAAUGUAAUCCGCUGGUUUGGAGUGGUGUUUGUGGUGCUGGUGAUCGUGCUGACUGGGUCCAUUGUGGCCAUUGCUUAUCUGUGUGUCCUGCCCCUCAUCCUUCGAACCUACUCAGUACCACGACUCUGCUGGCAUUUCUUCUAUAGCCACUGGAAUCUGAUCCUCAUCGUCUUCCAUUACUACCAGGCCAUCACCACUCCUCCUGGAUACCCACCCUAGGGCAGGAAUGACAUUGCUACCGUCUCCAUCUGUAAGAAGUGCAUUUACCCCAAACCAGCCCGAACACACCACUGCAGCAUCUGUAAUAGGUGUGUGCUGAAGAUGGAUCAUCACUGCCCUUGGCUAAACAAUUGUGUGGGCCACUAUAACCAUCGCUACUUCUUCUCUUUCUGUUUUUUCAUGACUCUGGGUUGUGUCUACUGUAGCUAUGGAAGUUGGGACCUUUUCCGAGAGGCUUACACUGCCAUUGAGACUUACCACCAGACUCCACCUCCUACCUUCUCCUUUCGAGAAAGAAUAACUCACAAGAGUCUUGUCUACCUCUGGUUCCUGUGCAGUUCUGUGGCACUGGCCCUGGGUGCCCUAACCAUAUGGCAUGCUGUUCUCAUCAGUCGGGGUGAGACUAGCAUCGAAAGGCAUAUCAACAAGAAGGAAAGAUGUCGGUUACAGGCCAAGGGCAGAGUAUUUAGGAAUCCUUACAACUAUGGCUGCUUGGACAACUGGAAGGUGUUCCUAGGUGUGGACACAGGAAGGCACUGGCUGACCCGGGUGCUGUUACCUUCUAGUCACCUACCCCAUGGGAAUGGAAUGACCUGGGAUCCUCCUCCCUGGGUGACUGCUCACUCAGCCUCUGUGAUGGCUGUGUGAGCCACAACUUGAACGUUGUUCGAUGCUUGUUAUGUCUCUUUCAAGAACUUCCAAGGGCAGCUUUUCUUGGAAUCCAUGACCAUAAAGAGCCACUAGGCCUGCCUUAGAGUAUUACUUAGGGACAACUCAAGAGCAAUCUUCUGGCCAUCUCAAAACAAGAUACAGUUGGGUGGCAGCAGUGCAUGACUUUAAUCCUAGCACCCGGGAGGCAGAGGCAGGUGGAUUUCUGAGUUCCAGGCCAGCCUGGUCUACAGAGCAAGUUCCAGGACAGCCAACGAUAUACAGAGAAACCC
Arvicola amphibius (Eurasian water vole) is the source of this 1379-nucleotide messenger RNA. RefSeq names its product palmitoyltransferase ZDHHC16-like. Gene Ontology annotation, biological process: protein palmitoylation. Lineage: Eukaryota; Metazoa; Chordata; Mammalia; Rodentia; Cricetidae. Gene Ontology annotation, cellular component: Golgi apparatus. The record is from RefSeq and is a predicted model, not a curated record. Gene Ontology annotation, molecular function: palmitoyltransferase activity.